AUGCAGCGCAUGCAACGUGUGCUUUGCCUUGUGUGGUGUGUGGCUGUCGCGCUCGUCCAUUCCUCUGAGACAACCUGUGCCGGCAGCCGGCCCUACAUAGGGGAUCUCAUCGUAGCUCUGUGUGCUGGCAACUUUCCAGUGAAGGCGGCAGCCACAGAAAGCUUUUGGGUGGUUCACUUCUAUGCUGGCAACUGUCGACGAUGCCGUGAACUGGCCACAGCGCUUGAAAGUGCAGUGGGUGGCCCUGCCAUUCUUAAGAGGCACAUCAAGGUUGGUGCUGUGGACUGUCAUAAUGCCUUGAACACUCAACUCUGCAAGGGCUACAAAGUUUGGAAGUUUCCCGUGCUGAUGAUCCUGUCCACUGGCGCUCGAUAUGCUGGACCGCUUGACCCAACAGCAAUGAGUGCCUGGCUGUUCGAGGCCAGUGAGCCUGGACUUCUGUCUCCGGCAUCGCAGAAGAUGAGCGUUUGUCCAGCCUUCCAGCUCUACGAAGAGCCGCAGCAAGCUAGAGACUUCCUCACAGCGCACAACAUCUACAGAUGCAUGGCAGGGAUCGACAUGCUAGAAUGGGACUCUACUGCAUUUCAGACCGCGCGCGCCUACGCACAUACGGCGCCGACUGAACGUUUGGCCCAUAGCAAGCCUAGUGAGCGCCGGAGCAAACAAGGAGCGACGUUUGGCGAGAACGUGGCAGUGGGUCACAAUCUGUGGCCGGGGCAAGUGGUGGCUCGUUGGUAUGAUGAAAUUCGUAACACGCAGUUUGGAAGCUUUCGACCAAACAGGGCGGGGCUUGGACAUUACACUCAGCUUGUGUGGCGCAAGACGCAAAAGGUCGGUUGCAGCUUUGGUCAGAAUCGACGAGUCGCUGUUUGCCAUUAUGAUCCUGCAGGAAACGAGCGAGGCAAACAUCUGUCGCAGGUCGCACCCCCAUUGCCUGGCUUUUUCGGCAGCGAGGGACAAGCACGCUGUGGGGCCAUUGUGGAAACCAUUGGCGCGCGAUGA
This is a messenger RNA of Symbiodinium pilosum, 1002 nucleotides long. Lineage: Eukaryota; Dinophyceae; Suessiales; Symbiodiniaceae. The record is from the annotation of a GenBank genome assembly.